Ectocarpus siliculosus is the source of this 2457-nucleotide messenger RNA. Lineage: Eukaryota; Phaeophyceae; Ectocarpales; Ectocarpaceae. The record is from the annotation of a GenBank genome assembly.
AUGACGGUUCCCGUGGAAGACCCCUCGGAGGCGGACCUACCCUUCUCGGAGCGAAUCAAGCAGGUGUUUUGGCAGUUUUUGCCACUUGGCGUCGUCGCCUACGGCGGGCCCACUGCCCACAUCGCCCUGCUGCACGAACGGUUCGUGGACAAGUCCAAGUGGCUCAGCGAGGAGCAGUUCGUGGAGCUCAUGGCGGUGGGGCAAGGGCUGCCCGGUCCCACUUCCACGCAGAUGGUGGUUUCGAUGGGAGCGUACCGAGCGGGCAUUCCAGGAGGUUUGCUGUCCUUUGCGCUUUGGAACAUUCCGAGCUUCAUCGUGCUUACGCUUGCCGGGUUGGGCGUGAAGGAGCUGCUGGGCGACGACGACCCUGAUUGGCUGUCUGGGCUGGGUCCCGCCGCCAUCUCCCUCGUCUUCGUGGCGGCGUACAAGCUAGGGAAAAAGGUGAACAAGUCGCCGCUCAAGUUUUCGCUGUCGCUGGUGUCGGCCUGCGUGACGUUGCUCAUCAACGGGGACGAGGACAUCAACCCGAACGUGUCCGCGUGGGUGUUUCCGCUGAUGCUCGUCUGCGGGGGGCUGGUGAUGCUGGCGGACUCCAAGGCGGAGCUGGCGCUCGAGGGCAAGACGUACUCUCGGAUCAACAUCCCCAUGUGGCUGGGUGGUGCGAUUGCCGUCGGUUGGGCCACGAUCCUCGUGGUCUCCAUCUCAGCCUUCCCGGGGUCCGGGCUGGGUGGUCUCUUCAAGGCCUUCUUCAGGAUCGGUUCCAUCAUCUACGGGGGCGGGCAGGUGGUGCUGCCGAUGCUGGUUGACGAGGUCGUGGACCCCGGGUGGCUCACGGAGAAGCAAUUCUACCAAGGCUUUGCCCUCGUACAGGCGUUGCCAGGACCGCUGUUCAACCUGUCGGCCUACCUAGGAGCGGUGUACCGAGGAGUGCCGGGGGCGUUUGUCGGAUGGUUGGGUCUCUUCGGCCCCGGAGUGUCGCUCAUCUUCGGAUUCCUCCCGUUCUGGGGAACGAUCCGCAAAGUCGCUUGGUUCAAGAUUUUCUUGCAGGGCGUCAACUCGACGGCGAUAGGACUGGUGGUGGCGGCGUGUGUGUUGCUGUGGGGUGCCGCCAUCGACUCUUACGCGGAUGCGAUCGUGGCGGUUGUAGCUGGCUGCAUGCAGGCGUUCUUGGGUUUCCAGGCCCCGUGGUGCAUUCUUGCCGGCGGCGUGCUUGGCUUCCUUUUGAGCGACACCUUGGCAUCUCUAGGGCAGGCGCCAUUUUUCCCUAUCGAGGGGUAGCUUUACCGUCCUCUCCCUGUUUCUCUUAUCUUUUUUCUCUUCCUCUCUAUGUGAGUGUUGCUUUUUGCUGAGGGUAUCUCUGUUUUUUUCCGUCUUCGUCUCAUCUCGAAGGAUAGAGUGAAAGGAGGCACAUUGUUGGUGCAGGGGAAGGGGGGGGGGGAUUUAAGCCUCGGCCUCCCCGCACACGCUUUGAACUGGGAUUUAGAGUGAAUCUUUGCGCCGAGGGGGGCCGGCGUGCAUGGGGUCUGUCUAUUUUGGGGUGUGGGGUUGGAGACGACCGACCGCUGCUGGUGUUGUUUUACCUUGGUAUACGUUUGUGGUUCAUGAACGGUGGUGAACGGGAUGCUGUAAGGUUGGUUAUACAUAGCCGGCCCCUUCAAUCGGAGGUUCGUUGAGUUUUUUACUUCGCGAUGCGUGUAUGUAAGAUGCUUCGUGCUUCUGCACAGCUUUCCUACGUGAAAUGGUAUUUACUGUAUUAGGUGGUCUCAAUUCCAGGAGGAACGGCUUUGCGAAUUCUAACGCGAGGUUGUAACUUCCUUGUAUCGAGACAAAACAAAGUUACACAAACUGCUCCACUGUUUCGUGUCUUUUCGUUGGUAUACUGUAGAUGUGACGGUGAUAACUGGUACUCGGUGGGUAGCGGCCUUUUUUGGUUCACGCGCACUCACGUUUGGGUGUUGGAUUUUCGGAGCGCGCGUGAUCGUACAACCGACCAAGCAGAAGGGAAGGUAGUCACCGUAUUUUAUUUGGUUUAAGUAAAACAUAAAAUGCGCCCUCCCCAGUCAUUAUUGCCUUGGAAUGAUUUGGUGAUGAGCUGGUGCACCACGCUAUCCAGCCGUGUCUCUUUGCGGGAGUAGACUCGGUAUUUUGAGAACACCGACUUGUUGUCGUUUUGCUGUGAUGGUCUCUCUCCUCCUCUCUCUCCAAGAGCGCGCCGUUGCUAUUGUUGUCGUCGUCUGUGUGUUGUGUUGUCUCUCGUUGGUAUUGGAAAACGCCUCUUUGUCUUUCCCAAGCGAAUGCUGAAGGGGAGGAACCCAAGCGCUAGUUCUCCGCCCCACGAGUCUUCUAGUGUAGGGACGGAGUUAGGGGAGGAACCCAAGCGCUAGUUCUCCGCCCCACGAGUCUUCUAGUGUAGGGACGGAGUUACUAGAAGGCACACGUAUCAUGCUUAGUUGGCUU